This is a messenger RNA of Triplophysa dalaica, 6000 nucleotides long. RefSeq names its product leucine rich repeat containing 4C, genome duplicate a (gene lrrc4ca). Gene Ontology annotation, cellular component: plasma membrane; glutamatergic synapse; postsynaptic density membrane. Lineage: Eukaryota; Metazoa; Chordata; Actinopteri; Cypriniformes; Nemacheilidae. Gene Ontology annotation, biological process: synaptic membrane adhesion; modulation of chemical synaptic transmission; regulation of axonogenesis. Bases 1753 to 3678 code for a protein of 641 amino acids. The record is from RefSeq and is a predicted model, not a curated record. The transcript has 3 exons. Gene Ontology annotation, molecular function: cell-cell adhesion mediator activity.
UGUGUGCGUCAAAGCUCCUCUAUACUGUUCCAAACGAGCACACCCCCUUGUAAUAUAAUCUAUUUAGCGUUCAAGGUUAUUACGAUCAACCAAUCAUUGGUAAGAUGGCAAUAUUAUCGGACCAUUGACUUUUGCGCAUCAAAGCAGACGCCGGUGAGGACGGCUAGAGGGAGAGUUGAGACUCAGGGUUGCACUGUCAAUACAAGAUUCUCGGUGUCACCAGUGUGUGAUUGACUGAGAGCGCACACUAGCUGUGGAAAGGUAGGGACCCUACUGCGCUGCGUUGACGCGCUCAUACUUUGGUGAGCUGCGCGUCAGUGGACACGUCCAGGUUCCACGCAAGAUAUUUCAACUGAAUUCGUCGCAGUUCUUAGAGACGGCAUCGACGCAUUCUAUGAUUCUCACCUCUCUACGCCUGACUCACUUGUAGCUGUGCUCUUAGCUCUGCGUUGCGCAUUGUAAUAAGGGUCGACGCGAAGCAAGGAGCGCACCAUCAUUCGUUUGGAUUUCCGUAGCCUGCCCUCCUGUGUGCUAUCGGUGGAUUGCUUUCGUCGGAGUUUGUCCCUGAAGCACGCAAAGCGAGAGCAGCAUCGAGUUGGGAGAUGAGAAUACCCAGCGGAUGUAGCUUUUGAUGAAUCCCUCCUCUCCGACAUCUGACAAGUUUGUGCGCGUCUGGAACUACGACGAUUUGAUUUUGUGGUUUAAUAACUGGCUAUUUAACCAGAAAGGGAAUGAUUUGACUCACUCCGUAAAGCGCGUUGUCGUCUACUUUCAUAAAUAAGAAACUUCCAGGAUUCGUCUCUUUUUUAUGCUGGUGCUGAUGUUCUUGGAUUUGGAAAUUGUCGGAAUCAUUUGAUGUGAUGUUCGAGUGUGUGCUUUUUUCCAACGCAAUAUUGUCUUGCAGUGCAUUCCGUUGGACAUAAACACAUUUAGAGGAAAUAAGCGUCUUGAAAUCCGCACUGGGCUGUGAGUAGAAAUCAAAUCAGAUCGGACGCGUUAGGGGGGAAGAAAAGGUUGAGAAAAGUUCAAUUUUAAAUCCUGGCUGUGGAAUAAGAACCGAAUCCCUCUACACUGAUGCACUGUUGAAGACUGGAAGGAAGAUGCGGGGAAUGGUCAGUCUCAGGGAUAAGACCAGCUAGAUGACUUCGGGUGAACUGGCUGAAUCCGAAAACCAAAAUUUGUGUCUUUUUAAGCGUCAGGAAUGACUCAUCAGAAAACGUCGAAUUGAUUUGGAUCCAUCAGCAGGUAAAGACUCGGAUUCAAAUGAUGCAGAUAGAGGUUGCAUCGAAAUAUCUGCUCUAGUCUAGAAGCACUUGCGUGCGUUCUUUUGAUCGCCGCGUCUAUGGCAUUGAUAUAAGGACCGAAUGGAUUUACCGGAGCGAAAUUCUUCUCAUAGAAGAUCGUGAAUGCGAAACUGCUGUAGGAUCUUGUCGCUGCUCGUGCCUACAGGACAGGCGCUUUCUGCUUGGAUACCCUAAACUACGCGCCGAAGAACAUUUCCUUUGCACCGUGCCAAAUUUCCGGAGAAUUGCAGAUGGAUUUUCGUUGCGGUUCUCGUUUGGAAGGGAACGGAACGGCGCUCUCCGUGUUUUUGCCUGCUAUUUGAACCGCGUAAAGCCUGGAGAAAAGGCGAAGGUAGCCAGCGAAACCAACUGUGAAGAUGUCCAGAAACUGUUGGCACUGUGGAAGACUUGGCAGUUUGGCCUAACAAAACACGUCACAAAGAGUGGAGAACCUGUCAGCGAAUUAUGAAUGAUAAACAAGAUGACCUCCUCCCUGACGCAGCAGACGAUGAGAGGUCCUAGGUGGAACCGGGCCGUGUCCGACCCGUUAUUUGUGCUGUUGCUGGCCCUGCAGCUUCUGGUGGUGGCUGGCCUGGUACGAGCGCAGACCUGCCCUUCCGUCUGCUCUUGUAGCAACCAGUUCAGCAAGGUCAUCUGUACGCGCCGUGGCCUUCGAGAUGUUCCCGAUGGUAUUUCCACCAACACGAGGUACCUGAACCUUCAAGAAAACCUCAUUCAGGUGAUCAAGGUUGACAGCUUUAAGCAUCUGCGACACUUGGAGAUACUUCAGCUCAGCAAAAACCAUAUCCGCAACAUUGAAAUCGGAGCCUUCAAUGGCUUGGCCAACCUCAACACGCUGGAGCUCUUUGAUAAUCGGCUGACCACAAUCCCUAAUGGAGCUUUUGAGUACCUUUCCAAACUCAAGGAGCUUUGGUUGAGGAAUAACCCUAUUGAAAGUAUACCCUCCUACGCAUUCAAUCGCGUAACCUCACUGCGAAGGCUGGACUUGGGUGAGCUGAAGAGGCUCUCGUAUAUCUCCGAAGGUGCUUUCGAAGGCCUCAGCAACCUGCGAUAUCUAAACCUGGGUAUGUGCAACUUGAAAGAGAUUCCUAACCUUAUUCCCCUAGCCCGGUUGGAUGAGUUGGAGAUGUCAGGAAACCAGCUCUCCAUAAUCAGGCCAGGAUCCUUUAAAGGCCUCGUUCACCUACAGAAACUGUGGAUGAUGCAUGCUCAGAUCCAGACGAUUGAGAGAAAUGCCUUUGACGACCUUCAGUCCCUCGUGGAGCUCAAUUUGGCCCACAAUAACCUCACCCUUUUGCCCCAUGACCUCUUCACACCGCUACAUCACCUGGAGAGGGUACACUUACACCACAACCCCUGGAACUGCAAUUGUGACAUCCUGUGGCUUAGUUGGUGGCUGAAAGAAAUGGUGCCGGCCAACACCAGUUGCUGCGCUCGCUGUUCUUCGCCCACCAGUCACAAGGGGCGCUACAUUGGUGAACUGGACCAGAACUAUUUCCAUUGUUAUGCACCUGUGAUCGUGGAGCCCCCAGCCGAUCUGAACGUGACCGAGGGCAUGGCAGCGGAAUUGAAAUGUCGAGCAAAUUCUUUGACCUCAGUCAGCUGGAUCACACCCAACGGGUCCAUCAUGACACAUGGGGCGUACAAGAUCCGCAUUUCUGUGCUCAACGACGGGACGUUAAACUUCACCAAUGUUACCAUGCAGGACACAGGGACUUACACGUGUAUGGUGAGCAACUCCGCAGGCAACACGACAGCCUCAGCCAUACUCAACGUGUCCACAACAGAAAACAGUGGCGUCAGUUAUUUCACUACAGUUACAGUCGAGACCACGGAAUCGUCACAUGAGGAGGGCCAACCAACGGUGCAGCCGAGAGGAGGUCCCACCCCCUCAUCUGGAAUUUGGGAGACCUCACCGCCUUCCUUCACCACCACCACCACUACAGCGCGGACUCAGCUGUCCACCAAGGCCACCGAAAAGACCUACACCAUCCCCGUCACAGCCCUGAGCGACGGUUCCCUCCACACUCUGGAUGAGGUGAUGAAGACCACCAAGAUCAUCAUCGGCUGCUUUGUGGCCAUCACGCUGAUGGCGGCUGUCAUGCUGAUCAUAUUUUAUAAAAUGCGCAAACAACAUCACCAGCAGAACCACCAUGCACCGACACGAACCAUCGAGAUCAUCAACGUAGACGAGGACUGUGUAACCGGUGGACCUACCAUGCCGCCACUUGAGCAUGAGCAUCUGAAUCAUUACAAUGCCUACAAGACUGUGUACAACCACGCCUCCACCAUCAAUUCCAUACAUAGCUCCGCCCAUGAACCUUUGCUAAUUCGGGCCAGUUCAAAAGACAAUGUACAAGAGACCCAGAUCUGAACUGCUUUUCGUAAUGGGAAUAACAAGAAAAAGAGCUCUAAAGCGAACUUUUAAAAGAACACGGUGCGUGACGUAUGGAUUUUGAAAAUUGUUUGAACAAAGACACGACAAACCGAUGCAAGACGUACAUGAGGAAUCUUGGUAAAUAACCAAUAGACAUUAAGAGUGAGUGUAUGUCAACAGUUUCAAAAGUGUCUUUACAUAACAGAAGUUAUUUAUUUAAGGAAAAAACACUAUUGUGAUUUAAUCGAGAAAAGAUGUAAUCUGCAAUUAUUUUUCCAGUAAUUAUUUCUCCAUGUUUUUAAAACGUUGUUUGGGUUGUUGGUUUACUAAUCUCUGUUACAGUCCACUGUUCUAUGUGAGGACCCACUUAUGUCAUUUGCAGCUAAUUCGAAAUCUCACCAUUGGAUAGCAGUCUGAACUGUUAAGUAUCAAUACUUUGGCAGGUUAUACACCUUUUAAUGCCAAACCCAAUAACUGGAUGAUAAGAGAUCAUCUAGUAAUUCUGUAAAUCUAUAUCGACCAGAAAUAAUAAUAUUUAUCUGAAACCGCCCUUUAACUUUCAUCCAACCAUUUCAUCAUUAACCUUAAUUCAACCAUAUUAUAAUAUUUAAUUAUUGGCUCAUGUAAUGCAGAUUUGGCUUCUUCACUCUAAAAUUGGAAACAAGGAGCCCUGCCUACAUGUGUCCACAUUUAAAAUAAAUAUGUUCAUGUAUUUAUAUUUCCAAACAGAAGCUUCACUCAUGUUGUAAAGAUGCUACAUGAUGCCAUAGAGGAACCAAAAAUGGCAGAAUCUUUAGUUGCACCUUUAUUUUAGUAAAAGCAUGGUAAAAGCAUAAAAACGGUUGUACAUUUUUCCAUUUCAAUCUGUUUUCGGUCUGUUUUGUUUUCCAUAUAUUUGUUUCCUUCAUUUUGCACUGUCCAUCUCCUCAGGCACAAUUCUUUUAAAACUUUUAAACACACUUUCACUCCCAAGUCACAUUCAAUCACUUUUAUUUAUUUUCCGCACAGACGGAGAACGAUACAUCCAUCUUCAGCUUACACAUGCAGUAGUCAAGAAGCCUUUGGCUGCGGGCGGAAUGACUUGACGUUAUGAAUUAAUUUAUGAAAUCAAAAUGGCCUUAGACGGUCACUAUAGAAACCAGUGACCUUGGACGGGAUGGGUGUAGCCGACAGACAUUGGCUUGACACUUUCAAUGCAUUCAGAGUCAAAUUAGAGAGCAGGUCCGGGCGAAAGAGCCAGGGCGGAUUCAUUUGAAGUGUAUCAUUUAGUCCAUGAAGCAAUUUAGAGGGCUAUAGGUAAUUUGAAUUAAACCAAUAUACCGGUGACAUUUUCAUUCAGAUUCGUAGCGUUUUCAUGUGGCCGUUAUUAAUUCAAAGCGCACAUAAUCCUCACAUAAAGACAUUCUUUUGUUUCUGGAACAUGCAAUUGUAAAGCAGAUUUGAUACCAGCUUUUCAUGUCAUGCUUAGAUGGCACACCACAUGCACUUUGGUUUUCAAGAAUUGUUGCAGUUAUGCUCCAUAGGCUUUGCUAAAUCAAAUCAUCACAAAAAACUUAUUGAGUUCACCUCAUGCCCAAGCAAAGGCCAUCUGGUACAUUGUAUGAUCAAGACAUCAAAGCAAGCAAAAAAGACUGUUGUUCAUCUGAAUAUGCUGCUCUAAUGAAUUUUUAUGCAUCAAUUUGUUUUUCACAUUUAAUUUUGUUUACUCACUGAAAUUGAUGUCAAUCCAAGCAAAUUCAUUACAGGUAAAAAUGAUUCUUAUAGACACUCCAGUUUAGCACAAAAGUAAACCAAGUCAUUGAGUUGAUUGAUAUUUUUUAUUAUGUUUAAUUAAAUUUGUUGGUUGGCUGAUUUGGAUCAAUGUCCUGAAAUUAUGGGUAACAGUCCUUUCAGUAUGAUAAUAUGGUUAUUUCUGUCACUGGUUUUUUAUUUUACAGCUUUUUGUGAGGUUUCUUUUUGGACGUUCGUUCUGUCUCAUGUAAAACCCAUCUGUGUUUUUCGUUUUGGUUUAGGAGGAACGAGAUACUUUGGGCUCGGUUCCACGUAAGCUCUUUCUUUUCGUCUCGGAGGGGGAAUGCUGUUCUAGUGGUAGAUUUCUAUAAAAAUACAUUUUGAAAAUAAAACAAAAAAUCAAAACAAAAACUUUUUAAAGUUUAAUUUUACAUGUGCCAACCUGUUAUAAAAGAUUUAAAAAAGAGAGAAAGAGAGAGGGACAUGCUGUAAAGAUGGCUGAAUUGAUUUUCAUGUAAACAUAAUUUCAUGACCUUUAAAAACAGAUGGAGAUCGAUUAUAGAAAUCAGAGUUUGUAGUUCAUACACA